Molecule: messenger RNA, 1422 nt
Organism: Brassica oleracea var. oleracea
Lineage: Eukaryota; Viridiplantae; Streptophyta; Magnoliopsida; Brassicales; Brassicaceae
Exons: 2
Coding region: 1-1422 (473 amino acids)
Molecular function (GO): nucleic acid binding; RNA-DNA hybrid ribonuclease activity
Source: RefSeq, a predicted model, not a curated record
AUGACAGCUCCUAAAGCUUUGGGAGGUUUGGGUCUUAGGGAUAUACAACUCUUUAAUCAGGCUCUCUUGGCUAAGCUAGCGUGGCGAAUCAUCACAGUACCGGAUUGUCUACUAGCUAGAAUACUUAAAGGAAAAUACUGCCAACGGACGAGCUUCCUAGACGCAAAUCUACCGAGUACUUGUUCACAUGGUUGGAGGAGUAUUCUCUUUGGGAGGGACCUUCUAAAGGAGAACUUAGGCAAGGCCAUAGGGAAUGGGCAGACAACUAGAGUAUGGAAAGACUCAUGGAUUUCUCUAGAAGAAGAUGUCAGACCUCUAGGACCCCAAAGAGAAGAAGACAUGGACCUCAUGGUCUCGGACCUACUAACUACAGAUAUGAAAUGGAACGGAGCUAGGCUAAAGGAAAUCUUACCUAUGAUGUGUGAGAAGAUCCUCUGUAUUCAGCCAAGUAGAAGUGGAGUGGAAGAUAGGUUCAUUUGGCAACCGCUCCCUUCGGGAGUCUAUUCAAAAAGGUCCGGCUACUUCUCAGCUGCUAAGAAAGCCCAAAUUCCAUCAGUGAGCACAUGUGAUGAUUUCAAGUGGAUAAAUGAUGUGUGGAGAAGCUCGUGCUCACCAAAACUGCGACUCUUUCUCUGGUCGAUUAUCAACAAUGCACUUCCCAUUGGGGAAAACCUACAGAACCGAGGAAUGAUAUCAGCAACUAAAUUUCACAUAGCUGCAGGAAUGGACUUCACAGAAGCUCUUACAAGAUUUAGGAGAACAAUCUGUCUACCCCCGACAGUAGUUGUGGGAGCAAUCGUGCCGUGGAUAGUGUGGUCGCUCUGGCUCUCCAGAAACACUCUGAUAUUUGAAGAUAAGAAGAUAACCCCCGAGGAAACGACAACAAAAGGACUUCGAUUAGCCCUAGAGUGGAACCAAGCUCAAAGGAAAGAGAUUACAAAUAGUUCCUUACCUGAAGAAUCACGAGAUCGAGUCCACACAACCUCAGACAACUCUCCAAUGAACGGAUCGACCACAUGUAAGACAGACGCAGCUUGGGACAAGAACCGUAAAAGGGCAGGUUUAGCUUGGAACUUCUCAGGCCCGACAAUACCUAGUCCAGUAGAAGGCUCGCUGGUGCAGGACUUUAUCGCCUCUCCUCUGGUCGUAGAAGCUUUGGCCCUGCUGACAGCUCUCGGAUCGGCAAAGGAUCUCGGCAUCACAAAACUUGAAGUCUUUUCAGACUGUGCAACACUCAUCGGAGCAACUAAUGGCAGGAUCCAGAGCAAAGAGUUGAUCGGAAUCGUGAGUGAUAUACGAUCAAUCUCGUCUGGAUUCACCUCUCUAUCUUUCUCCUACUUUCCUAGAUCAAAGAACUCUCUUUCAGAUUGUCUUGCAAAAACUGUGCUUCGUGCUUCUGUAUCAAACCCUUUAGUGGGCUAA